AUGGCUUCCAUCCGCGUACUGUCGUUCGAUGCUGAGGGCCGCCCUGUGCGGUUCACCGCUUGGCUAGAUGACCUGCAGCUGUUCCUCCUGAGCGAUAGCAAGGAGCAUGUGUCGCUCUAUGAUUACGCGUCUGGUGCUGCGCCUGCCCCUCCUGCCACAGCUGAGCUUAGUGUUCGUUCCCACUGGCAGACUCGUGACGCAGCUGCUCGCCUAGCCAUUCGCAGUCACCUGCCGUUAGCUGAGCUAGAGCAUUUUGGCGACUGCAAAUCCGCUAAGGCCCUGUACGACGCUGUCGUCGCUCGCUACUCCUCGCCUGCCACAGCCGAGCUUAGCCGCCUCAUGCUGCCGUACCUGUUCCCCGAUCUGUCCACCUUUACUACAGUCGCCGAUCUUAUCACCCACCUUCGCACUAGUGAUGCUCGCCUGCGUGCCGCUCUUCCCACCGAGUUCUGCGCUAAGAACCCCCCUCCACUGUACUGGACACUCCACUUCAUAGUCACCCGUCUCCCUGACACCCUCCGCUCAGUUCGAGACCACUUCCUUGCUCGCUGUCCCACUGAGCUCACAGUCGCCCUCCUAGAGGAGCACCUGCUCGCGGCCGAAAAGAGCAUUGUAGCUGUCGGUGCUGCUCGUGGCGCUCCUCGCACCCCCAUCUUUGAGGGGUGUUCUCCCUCUCCCCUCGCUCCCUCCUACGCUGCUGCUGCUGCUGUUGACUUCCUUGGUGCUGAGUCUGUUGGCGCUGCUUCUACUCCUGGUGGGAGGCGCCGCACCGGCAAGGGCAAGGGGGGCAAAAGUGGUGGUGGUGGCGCUGGGGGGGGAGGAGGUGGGGGAGGUGGGGGGGGAGGCGGUGCUGGAGGGAGCGGUGGCGGGAGCGCUGGUGGGAGUGGGGUCGGUGGUGGAGACGGGGGCGGCGGAGGAAGCAGUGGCAGUAGUGGCGGCGGCGGCGGUGGCGGCGGUGGCGGUGGUGGCGGUGGUGGCGGUGGCGGUCGGAGCGGUGGCAGUGGUGGCGGCGGAGGUCGGAGUGGAGGCACUGGCUCGGGCCAGAGCUCCCAGCAGCAGCAGCGUCCCCAGACGACCCAGCAGCUUCGUGAGUGGCUUGCUCAGCGUGGGACGUCGGGGGCCAGUGCCCGCUGUUCUUAUGUCAUUCGCACAGGUGACCGCAAGGGACAGACGUGUGGGAGGUUCCACACCCCGUACCGCUGCUUCUCCCGCCUUGACGACGCUUGGCGUGAGGAGAUGGGUGCGGAUGUUGAGCGCCCCCGCUGGGCUGAGCUCAUGAGGGCUGGUGUUGAUGUCUUUGCUCUUGACUAUGAUGCUAUUAUUGCUGCCAUGUAUGCAUUGACUGUUAGUGCCGAGGGAGACUGUUACUUGUGUGUGCCGCCUGACCCAGGUAUAGAGCCUGCUGCCCUGGGUACUAGUGAGUCUGCUCUCUCUGGUAUGGUGCCCCCUGUACCUGCUCCCCCCAGUGCUGUCCCGGCUGGUUUCGAGUCUGCUCUCUCAGGUACAGCACCCACACAGACUCCUCUCUCAGGUACCGCACCGGCUGAGGCCUGUCACACCUUCACCCUUGACUCAGUCCUUGCCCAGUCCACCACUGUCCUCCCUUGUCCGGCGGUUCCGUCUGGCUCGUUGUCGGGUUUCCACCUCCCCUCGUUCUCGACGAACCUGGUGAGCAACGCUGUCCUCCAGGAUCAGUGGGUUGACACCUUUACCCCUGGCGGACAGCGUGUGGCGAUCUGCACGUGCUCCAGGACCGGCCGUCACCUGGCUACGUUCACCCGUCGGCCGGGGUCGAGUCUCUACACACUGACCACUGCGUCUCCCCAGGUAGCUGCUGUCGACUCUUCUCUGGCACCACCGCCUGGGUCACCCCUCCUUGCCACGCCUUCGUGGCAUGCACCGUCGCCUCCUUGUGUCCGGUCUUCCCAGGUCCCUCCCUCCCCUCCCUGCCUCGCCUGCGCUGCCUUGCCUUCCUUGCGUCGAGGGGCGGCAGCGUGCCGCUCCUCACUCCUCCUCGUUCCCCCCGACAGAGGCUCCUCUGGAGACCCUCCACCUGGACGUGUGGGGCCCAGCCCGCGUUCGUGGUCAGGGCGGUACUUUUUGCUGGUUGUCGACGACUACUCGCGUUACACCACGGUCUUCCCCUUGCGCACCAAGGGUGAGGUCCCUGCUGUUCUGAUCCCUUGGAUCCGCACGGUUCGUCUCCAGCUCCGCCGCCGUUUCCGGACGGAUCUUCCUGUCCUACGUCUGCACUCUGACAGAGGUGGUGAGUUUUCCUCCGAUCUCUUGAGGACCUUCUGUCAGGCGGAGGGCAUCGAGCAGACCUUCACGCUUCCGGACUCCCCACAGCAGAAUGGGGUUGCUGAGCGUCGCAUUGGCCUGGUCAUGGAGGUCGCUCGUACCUCCUUGGUCCACGCGGCGGCUCCCCAUUUUCUGUGGCCGUUUGCUGUCCGGUACGCCGCGCAUCAGCUCAACCUCUGGCCCCGUGUCUCCUUGCCGGAGACCUCGCCCACACUGCGUUGGACGGGGGAGGUUGGCGAUGCGUCGCGCUUCCGGGUGUGGGGUGCUCGUGCCCUUGUCCGCGAUACGUCUGCGGACAAGCUCUCCUCCCGCACGCUUCCCUGUGUCUUCCUUGGCUUUGUCCCUGACGCGCCUGGCUGGCAGUUUUACCACCCCACCUCGCGCCGGGUCUUCGCCUCUCAGGAUGUCACCUUUGACGAGUCGGUGUCUCUCAGGUAG
This is a messenger RNA of Closterium sp. Yama58-4, 2739 nucleotides long. NCBI's taxonomy places the organism in Eukaryota, Viridiplantae, Streptophyta, Zygnematophyceae, Desmidiales, Closteriaceae. The record is from the annotation of a GenBank genome assembly.